AUGAAGACAACCCUGCGACGGCUCUUGUUCGGCUUGCUAGCCAGCACACCAGCCACUGCCGUUGUACAGUAUUGCGCCGACGAUAUAAGUCAAGGACCUCAAUUUUGUGUGUCCAUAGCGUCAUUCCAGAGUGGUUCCGCUCAUGGGGUGGACUUGUAUCUCACCAUUGAGAUGAUGGACAAACCGGGAGAAGGCUGGAUGGCCGUGGGAAUCGGCGAGACAAUGGCUGAGAGCUUGAUGUUCGUCGUGGUAACGGACGAGACGGAGGGCUUCUUCUACGCUAACAUGACAGAAGCUAUGGGGAAUCCCAGCAACGCAGCCGCAGCUCCGCCGCCAUUAGAUGCAGGUAAAGGAUCCUACGCAGCAUCGUCGUCUUCGCUGCUGAACGAGCCGGCUCAAGAGCAGCGCUCUCGGUUGGUGUCAGUGGGUUGGCAUGGAUCUCUCCUCGGCACAGCAUUCAUGAUCUUGUAUCCGGCUGGAGCAGUCAUCGCUCGACUGAGACUCAUCCACUGGUUUUGGGUGCACGUCGUCUGGCAGGUGUUGACAUCCUUGGCUUGCAUUGUCGGGGUACUCUUGCAGGUCACCUCCCUGAGUCACAACAGCAUGUGGCAAAGAAUGCUCAACACGCAUACAGUAAUUGGCGCACUUCUGACGCUUUCAAUCUUCGUACAACUAUUCCUCGGCUACUGGCAUCAUGUCCAGUUCUCUCUUGGACGUAGAAAUACAAAAGCUACGCGUCUCCACGUCUGGAAUGGGCGCUUCAUGCUCGCUGCUGGCAUGUCCAAUACAGGAUUGUUCGUGACCCGUGCCUUUGACCGGUGUCUUCCGCAGAUACGGACUCUUAUGACUGACCAAAUUCGGUGCUAG
This is a messenger RNA of Metarhizium robertsii ARSEF 23, 867 nucleotides long. RefSeq lists its product as uncharacterized. The transcript has 3 exons. The record is from RefSeq and is a predicted model, not a curated record. NCBI's taxonomy places the organism in Eukaryota, Fungi, Ascomycota, Sordariomycetes, Hypocreales, Clavicipitaceae. The coding region runs from base 1 to 867 and encodes 288 amino acids.